Anopheles aquasalis is the source of this 3156-nucleotide messenger RNA. It is a transcript of the gene Top3alpha, whose product is annotated as topoisomerase 3-alpha. Gene Ontology annotation, molecular function: DNA binding; zinc ion binding; DNA topoisomerase type I (single strand cut, ATP-independent) activity. Gene Ontology annotation, cellular component: nucleus; RecQ family helicase-topoisomerase III complex. Lineage: Eukaryota; Metazoa; Arthropoda; Insecta; Diptera; Culicidae. Gene Ontology annotation, biological process: DNA recombination; DNA topological change; DNA repair. The record is from RefSeq and is a predicted model, not a curated record.
AUGUUCCGUUUUUUGAAAAACUGCCUCAUCUCCUCAACCAAAUUCCGCCGCUACAGCUCCUCGGUAGGUAGCGAAUGUGGCCAAACCAUGAAGUACCUAAACGUGGCCGAGAAGAACGAUGCCGCGAAAACCAUCUCCGGCUUGCUGUCACGAGGAACGUCCAACAGGCGUGAGGGCUUUUCGCCGUACAACAAGAUCUACGAGUUUGACUACAAUCUGCACGGACAAUCGAUCAAAAUGGUGAUGACCUCGGUAUCGGGACAUCUGCUGAAUCACGAAUUCCUGCCGAGCUUCCGCGGUUGGCAAAGCUGCAGUCCGGAGGAUCUGUUCGAUGCACCGGUUCGCAAGAGUUGCCCGGAAUCGUACGACAAAAUCAAGAAAACACUCGAACGUGAAGUGCGUGGCUGUGCGGCCCUCAUCAUCUGGACCGAUUGCGAUCGAGAGGGAGAAAACAUCGGGUUCGAGAUCAUCGAGGUGUGUAAAGCGAUCAAACCACAGCUGAAAGUGUUCCGCGCCAAGUUCUCCGAAAUCACGGGCCCCUCCAUUAAGCGGGCGAUCGAGAACCUGAUCCAGCCGGACGCACGGCAAAACGCGGCCGUGAAUGUGCGCAGCGAACUGGAUCUGCGAAUUGGGGCCGCGUUCACACGCUACCAGACGCUCCGGUUGCAGAAAGUGUUCCCGCAGGAUAUCUCCGACAAUCUCGUAUCGUACGGAAGUUGUCAGAUCCCGACGCUGGGUUUCGUGGCCCAGCGGUACAAGGAAAUCGAAAACUUUAUUCCACAGACCUUUUGGAAGCUCAAAUUAACGCACACGAUCGAUGAGCUUACGGUGGAGUUCAACUGGGCACGCAAUCGUCUGUUCGACAGGCAGUGCUGCGAGGCAUAUUUGAUGCUGUGCCAAGCGAACCCGCUGGCCAAGGUGGUGAACGUUACGGAGAAACCGAAAAACAAGUGGCGCCCAACGCCCAUGGAUACGGUCGAGCUGGAGAAGCUGGGUUCGCGGAAGCUGAAAAUGAAUGCCAAGCACGUAAUGACCAUCGCCGAGAAGCUCUAUACGCAGGGUAUCAUUAGCUAUCCGCGUACGGAAACGAACAUGUUCACCAGCGAUAUGAAGCUGGCUCCGUUAGUGCAGGCACAGGUGGCCAACCAACAGUGGGGUUCGUUCGCUGAGAAGGUUCUGGAGUGGGGCGUUAAUCCACGGAAUGGUAAAAAGUCCGAUCAAGCCCAUCCUCCGAUCCACCCAACGAAACUGCCGACGAACCUUUCCGGGGACGAGUGGCGUGUAUAUGAGCUGAUUGCUCGCCACUUUCUGGCAUGCGUCAGUCGCGACGCUACGGGAUCGGAAACGAUCGUAAACGUAGUCGUCGCAGACGAAGAAGAGUUUACGGCAUCUGGACUGUGCAUUUACGAGCGCAACUAUCUCGAGGUGUACCCGUACGAUCGAUGGAACGCGAAGGAAAUACACGCGUACCGUGUCGGGUAUACGUUUGAGCCGACCGAACUUGGAUUGCACGAGGGUUCCACAACGGCACCGAACAUGUUGACCGAGGCGGACUUGAUCGCGCUGAUGGAAAAGCACGGCAUUGGGACGGAUGCGACGCACGCGGAACAUAUCAACACAAUCAAGGAGCGUGGCUACAUCGGUGAGCGGGAUCGUGGCUUUCUCGUACCUGGCACACUCGGUAUGGGACUGGUGGAGGGGUACGAGAUGAUGGAACUCCGGCUGGCCCAUCCCGAGCUACGCGCUGGUCUCGAGGCCGAUCUAAAGCUUAUCUGCGAGGGCCGAAAGGAUCCGGCAGCCGUGCUGGCCGAGCAGAUCAGUAAGUACAAGGAGGUGUAUCGGAUUAUGUCCCGCAAAGCGCAGGCCCUUGAUCGAGCACUUGGUCAGCGCUUAAAUCAAACACCACGCGAUCCACCACCGGAUGGUGGUGGUGCGGCGAUAGCGAUCGGUGGUGCAUCACUGAAGGAAGUCUGCAAGUGUCCCAAGUGUGGCGAAAAAAUGUGCCUUCGACAAAAGCGGGAUGCCAGUGGGUAUCACCUGGGAUGUGUCGCAUUUCCAAACUGCAAGAACAGUGUCUGGUUCGACGAUUCGAUCCGUGAGGCAACCGUAACCGAUGACGUGUGCGCUCGGUGUGGCAGCAAGAAGAUGACGGUCAAGUUUCGGAACAUGCACUACUACGGUUUGCUGCAGUCCACGAGCAUGACGGAGUAUAGCACCUGCAUCGUGUGCGAUAGUAAGUUCCGUGGAUUGCUUAACAUAAAUGAAGCAUCCGUACGACAGGUUGCACCACCGCGUGCGACCACAGCGACGUCUGGUUGGGAGGCUGGAAAUCAAGCAAACCGUGCCCCUGCAUCGGCCAACAGUAGUACCACCAGUGGUGUUCGCAGUGCAUCCGGAAACGGCAAUACCUGGGGCACUUCAAGCAGCCAACCAGGGAACCAACGACCACCGCCCUCCAACAACGGCAGCAGUAGUGGAUUUGGACGGUCCAACAGUACCACCGGUACGAGCACAUGGGGUCAACCGAGCGGCUCACAAUCAUCGUGGGGUAGCAACCAAACUUCCUCGUCCACCUGGGGUACUGGACAAGGAAGGGGAGCGGGAGGAGGAGGAACUUCAAGCUGGGGAAAACCGGCCGACAAUCGGAACAGCUCUUGGGGCAAACCGAACGAUUCGGCCAGAGGCAGUGCCCCGGCCAGCGAGGUGGACGUGCAGUGCCGUUGUGGUACUCCAGCCGUUCGGUUUACGGUGAAGAAGGAUGGUCCCAACCAUGGGCGACCCUUCUAUACCUGUCCAAAUCAGGCAGCCAAGUGCGGCUUUUUUAAGUGGGCCGAUGAGGAUGCGACGUCGGCUUUAUCAAAUGGCACCGCCGGCUCAGCGACUGGAGGAUGGAAUGGAAGCUCAACGAACCAACAGCAGUCGAGUGGUAGAGAUUGGGGUCGAAGUAGCAGCAGCAGCAACCAGGGAGGGAACUCUGGUAACGAUCGACCGGCAAGAACGACGCGCAAAUGUGGCAUCUGUCGUCAAGAGGGUCAUACGAAAAACAAAUGUCCUCAACGGCCUGAAGCUUGAAGCUUCGGCCUGAAGAUGAGGUGUGAUGUGCUUUUUGCACAUUUUGCUGUAUAUAGAAUAUACGAAGAUAUGUUUCCGGUAAAA